Messenger RNA from Nerophis ophidion (straightnose pipefish), 2794 nucleotides. It is a transcript of the gene car15, whose product is annotated as carbonic anhydrase 15. The transcript is spliced from 8 exons. The record is from RefSeq and is a predicted model, not a curated record. NCBI's taxonomy places the organism in Eukaryota, Metazoa, Chordata, Actinopteri, Syngnathiformes, Syngnathidae. Gene Ontology annotation, cellular component: plasma membrane. The coding region runs from base 344 to 1291 and encodes 315 amino acids. Gene Ontology annotation, molecular function: carbonate dehydratase activity; zinc ion binding.
UGCAAGUGUUAUUUUAAAAUCAAGUGUUUUCCGUGAUUAUUUUAGAAAGUCUUUUAUAAAGGUGAUGCAUUUUUCAAGCGUCCUUAGGAGUGUAUUGUGUUACCGACUGAUUGGCGACUACACGUCCAUGAAUGGCUCCAGUUACUAUUCCGAGGACGUCAAUGGCGGGGUGGGGGUGUGCGUUGGGCAUCAAUGAGCUUGUUGGAGCAAAAAAAAAAAGACCACCAAGGCUGGUCAGGAUGCGCUUCAGCGAUCAGAAGGAGAGAAAGUUUGCCUAUUUAAGCGGGUACACCUGGGUCCCCCCCGCCCCCGUCACCUGUUUGGAUCAGGACCAGGCUCUCCUAUGAUGAUUGUGGCUGCUGCUGCUCUCCUGGUGACCCUCCAUGCUUCCUGGGCUGAAGAUCUGGACUAUUGCUACAAUAAGCCACACUGUGAUCCUUACGCGUGGGGUGAAGCGUUCCCUUUAUGUCACCCUCUACUUGAAGAACUUCACUCCCCCAUCAAUUUGGAGCAGGCGGUGACCACAAACCCCUCCCUGGGACCUCUACACCUGCUGGGCUUCGACGUGGCCCAAGCGGGCUCAUGGACGCUGACCAACGACGGCCACUCGGUGGUCUUGGAGGUGGGCGGCGGCAUGACGGUGAGCGGAGGCGGCCUUCCUGACGUGUACCACACCCUGCAGCUGCACUUCCAUUGGGGGGGGCCCGGCAGCAACGGCUCAGAGCACACCGUGGACGGGCGCAGAUACCCGAUGGAGAUGCACGUGGUCAACGUGAAGGCCAUCCAUCCCAACUUGUCAGCCGCCUUGGAGGACCCCACCGGGCUCGCAGUGCUGGCCUUCUUUGUUGACGUGGUUUUUGGAGAGAAUACUCACUUUGGACUUAUUUCACAAAAGUUGUCUUCAAUUGCUUACAAAGGGCAAACCACCAAAGUGACACCUUUUCCCCUGAUGAGCCUGCUGCCGGAGAACAACAUGAGCCAGUAUUACAGGUAUUAUGGUAGCCUCACAACCCCUCCUUGCUCUCAGUCGGUGGUCUGGACCCUUUACGAGGUCCCCGUCUACAUCUCAUGGACUCAACUGGGCGACUUUACCUCCCGGGUGUUCUCCACGGAGAAGGACGCGGAGCAGGAGACACUUUUGAGGAACAACUUCAGACACGUCCAUCCCACAUUCAGCCGGGAAGUCUGGGCAUCCAGAGAAGCCAAAACGCUCACGGGGUCGGCAGGGCGAACCCUCGGGUCGGCCGUCGUCCUCCUCCUAACAGCCUUGAAUGGGAAAUAUCUUCUUUAGCCAGCAGCAAUGACAGACAAUUCAAUCCAUGAACAUCCAAUCCUAAUGUAUGACCUUAAUAUGUUUGCUUUUUCAAUUUUGGUACAUUUUAUUUCUUCAUAUGGGUCAACAAGUCCACAAUAAUUAAAAUAAGUAGUGGAAAUUAUAUGUCUUGAAUAGGAAAUAGCUUCUUUAGCUAGCAGCAAUGACACACAAUAAAAUCCAUGAACAUCUAAUCUUAAUGUAUGACCUUAAUAUGUUUGCUUUUUCAGUUUUGGGACAUUUUAAAGUUUUUCAUAUGGGUCAACAAGUCCAUAUCGUUUUAGUUAGUAUUGGUCUUGAAUAGGAAAUACCUUCUUUAGCUAGCAGCAAUGACGGGCAAUAAAAUCCAUGAACAUCCAAUCCUAAUGUAUGACCAUUAAUAUUUUUGCUUUUUCAGUUUUGGGACAUUUUAAAGUUUUUCAUAUGGGUCAACAAGUCCAUAUCGUUUUAGCUAUUAUUGGUCUUGAAUAGGAAAUACCUUCUUUAGACAGACAAGUAAAUUCAUGAACCUCCAAUCCUAAUGUAUGAUCUUAAUAUGUUUGCUUUUUCAGUUAUGGGACAUAUUUUAUUUCUUCUAUGUAUUGAAAAGUUCACAAUUAUUAAAAAAAAAACAAACAGUGAAACGGUUGUCAUUUUAGCUAUUGUUGGUCUUGAAUAGGAAAUAUCCUUAGCCAGCAGCAAUGACAGACAAUAAAAUCCAUGAACAUCUAAUCUUAAUGUAUGACCUUAAUAUGUUUGCUUUUUCAGUUUUGGGACAUUUUAAAGUUUUUCAUAUGGGUCAACAAGUCCAUAUCGUUUUAGCUAUUAUUGGUCUUGAAUAGGAAAUACCUUCUUUAGACAGACAAGUAAAUUCAUGAACCUCCAAUCCUAAUGUAUGACCUUAAUAUGUUUGCUUUUUCAAUUUUGGGACGUGUUUUAUUUCUUCUAUGUAUUGAAAAGUUCACAAUUAUUAAAAAAAAAAAAAACAGUGAAACGGUUGUCAUUUUAGCUAUUGUUGGUCUUGAAUAGGAAAUAUCCUUAGCUAGCAGCAAUGACAGACAAUAAAAUCCAUGAACAUCUAAUCUUAAUGUAUGACCUUAAUAUGUUUGCUUUUUCAGUUUUGGGACAUUUUAAAGUUUUUCAUGUGGGUCAACAAGUCCAUAUCGUUUUAGCUAUUAUUGGUCUUGAAUAGGAAAUACCUUCUUUAGACAGACAAGUAAAUUCAUGAACCUCCAAUCCUAAUGUAUGACCUUAAUAUGUUUGCUUUUUCAGUUAUGAGACAUAUUUUAUUUCUUCUAUGCAUUGAAAAGUUCACAAUUAUUGAAAAAAAAAAAAAAACAGUGAAAAGGUUGUCGUUUUAGCUAUUAUUGGUCUUGAAUAGGAAAUAUCUUCUUUAGCCAGCAGCAAUGACGGGCAAUAAAAUCCAUGAACAUCCAAUCCUAAUGUAUGACCUUUAUGUGUUUGCUUUUUCAGUUUUAGGACAUUUUAAAGUUAUUCUUAUGG